AUGAUAACCUCCAACUCGUCCUCUCACAAUCUGGCCGGAGGAAUGAAUGGGGGACGCGAACUGUCGAAUGACAUUUAUAUCGAUUAUAACUACGAUGACGAGGCGAAUCAAAAUGGGGGUAUGAACGAUAACGGGGAUCCUGCUAAUCCGAAUAGCAAUGAAUUCGAUAUUCCUGGAUUCGAUUUCACCCUUUCAAGAGGAUCGAAACAGCCACAACAUAUAAUCGGGCAGAAGGAUAAUGGAUUUGACAUUAUGAAUGUGGAUGAUCAAGAUCCCCUGAUAUCCGGACAUGGCGUUAAUGGCCCUACGGACGUCGACCAGAUGAUGGAUUAUUUGGAAUUCGGAGAAGGAACAUAUUCGGGUUCAUCUUCGUCGCUAUCGCCAUCUUUAAGUGGAGACAAAGGUGGCUCUAGUCUUAGCCAAUACGUCGGUGUUGGUGGUAAAGGAGCAGACUCGAAACCAGGAGACAGUUUGUUUGCAGGAAUUUCUGGCAAUUCAAGGAACACUAUUCUGUCGGGAGUAACGGAUGGUGCUUCACCAAAUAUGAUGAAUGAAAUGAAAAUUGGUAUGCCUUCUGGCAUGCCUUCAGAUAUGUCGUCGGGCAUGACACAAGGCAUGCCAAUAGGUGUUUCCAGCAAGGCUUCGAUGAACAUUCCACAUAACUUGUCAGAUGUUCAAAUAAGUGGCGCAUUUUUGGGAACCAGUUCGAGUCAGAGUAUGUCCCUAGUUAACUCACCGAGUCCUACGUCCCUCUCAUCGUCUGUUAAGAGAGAGGACUCUUCAAAGCAAAAUAUAGGUAAAUCGACAGGCACCUCUUUCUCGUCACAGGCUUACAGUGAAUCUUAUCGAGAUGCUCAAGUGUUAAUUUCAAAAAUGAUAUUUGGAAGACAAUCUGCCAGUGUCGAGGAUGAAAUAGUUUCUGCAUCUACAACAACUGAGCCUAUCUCAGAAAUUCUUGCUUAUCCUGAAAGAUGCGAAACAUACAAAUAUCGAAUGCAUGUUGUUGACAUACCAUCUCGAUCCCGUGUGGAAACUCAAAUCAAAUGUAGACUUAUCUUCUCACCGACUCCUGAUGAACACCUUCUGCAUCUUCCAGCCGAUACAAUGGCUCGGCCGAGAUUCCAACUGAAGGACAAAUUUGUAUCACAUCCCAAUACGUUGAGUCUGGAAGUGGACGUCGUGGCUCAAAACCUUCCUGAUAAGCCCCUGUAUAUGUGCUCAAAGUGUAUAAGUCGUGAGAUGAAACGCGCUUUUCGAAAAAAGAGUCUUGAUCCAAAUGAGGAGUACCACUGGAAUCCUGACCGAAGAAGACGAAUUGUGAUUUUCAACUGUCGUGAGGUGGUGGCUUUUCCAUUACCACUAGAGUGUGACUUGGGUAACGGACAGACUGUAAAGGGAAAAGAAAUCGUUUUACCAUUAAGACUGGGAUGUUAUUGCCGACACCAUGGUGCCAAACCGGGAUACAAGUGA
Sugiyamaella lignohabitans is the source of this 1470-nucleotide messenger RNA. It is a transcript of the gene MGA2, whose product is annotated as Mga2p. Bases 1 to 1470 code for a protein of 489 amino acids. The transcript has a single exon. The record is from RefSeq and is a predicted model, not a curated record. Lineage: Eukaryota; Fungi; Ascomycota; Dipodascomycetes; Dipodascales; Trichomonascaceae.